Messenger RNA from Polistes canadensis, 4165 nucleotides. RefSeq names its product RING finger protein unkempt (gene unk). Gene Ontology annotation, molecular function: metal ion binding. The record is from RefSeq and is a predicted model, not a curated record. The transcript is spliced from 12 exons. Bases 893 to 3277 code for a protein of 794 amino acids. Lineage: Eukaryota; Metazoa; Arthropoda; Insecta; Hymenoptera; Vespidae.
CUAGUUUUGGAGAUUCAUUGACCGAUUCAGUUACAGAUACGAGCUCUGAUUUCACUUCUAGUAUUGUGUAACUCUAUGAUCAGAGUGUGAAAUGAAUAAGUAUUGUGAUCCAUGUUAGACUGAGGAUAUUUUAAAUCGUUAUCGGAAUUUCCUAGUUUACAGAAAAAAAAGCGCAAAUGUAAGUUCGGUAUCUCACGAGUGCUUAGAUCGAGAUACAUUUAUCAGCGAUAUUUAUGUAAUACUUUGUAUUGUCGCAUUGUGUACACACGUGAACAUGGAUUGGUAAAAUGGUAUGACUGUGUUUACGUUGUAUACCAAAACAUCGAUGACCUUGAAGGUGGGACAGUCACGUGAUCGUGUUAUGAGAAAACGAUUGGUCGAGAAAGGGAAACGAAAUAUAGUGUCUAUUGCGUUGUGUAUGCCCGCAUAAUAGGUCCCGUAUGCUGCAUCCGAUAGGCUAGAGGCAAAGCGCGGCAAAGAGCGAUCGAGUGAGCGGCUGAGUGAGCGAAAGCAAGAGAAGAAAAAAGAAAAAGUGAGGGUGACAAAGCAGUAGAAUUAUUGGAACGAAAUAAAGAAGGAAGGAGAAAGAAGCGUGAGAGACAACAAGAGUAAAUGAGGACGAGGUAGUGGAAGAGAGAGAGAGGUGGCCAAGAGUGACGAGAAAAAAGAAUAAUUAAAGGCUAAGACGCGGUGACGGCAACAGCUACUAAGGACGGCAACAACAACGACGACGACGACAAACGGACAAACGACGAACACAACAAGGACAACUACGACGACGACGCAACGACGCGACGACACGAAGAAGAAGAAGAAGACGAAGUGUGCCGCCGCCGUUCGCUCGUACGUCCGUGUGUGUGCGCGCGCGUUGGUCGCUAGUGUUGUGUCCAAGAUGAAGUCCGACUCUAAACCUUUGUUGACAGCUCAAGCGGAAAAGGCGAAUCAUUACACAUACUUGAAGGAAUUUCGCGUCGAACAAUGUCCCCUCUUUAUACAGCGCAAAUGUACACAGCACCGUCCCUUCACGUGCUUCAACUGGCACUUUAUGAACCAACGGAGGCGCAGGCCGGUGAGAAAGAGGGACCGCACCUUCAACUAUAGUGCUGAUAAUUAUUGUACCAAGUACGACGAGACCACCGGUAUAUGCCCGGACGGAGAUGAGUGCCCAUUUUUACAUCGUACUGCUGGCGAUACUGAGAGACGUUAUCAUCUUCGGUAUUACAAAACAUGCAUGUGUGUUCAUGAUACAGACACACGUGGUUUUUGUGUUAAAAAUGGACCUCAUUGUGCCUUUGCGCAUGGCAAUCAUGAUUUACGACCACCUGUGUAUGAUAUCAAAGAAAUACAAGCAUUGGAAAAUCCAGAUACAGAUCCCAAUUCUUCGUCCAAUGGACCAAACAUUCUUGAUAAGGAACGGAACUUGAUGAAUGAAGAUCCAAAAUGGCAGGACACAAAUUAUGUACUUAGUAAUUAUAAAACAGAACCUUGUAAACGACCUCCAAGACUUUGUCGUCAGGGUUAUGCUUGUCCACAAUAUCAUAACAGUAAAGAUAAAAGGCGUAGUCCACGAAAAUACAAAUAUAGAUCAACACCAUGUCCAAAUGUAAAGCAUGGAGAAGAAUGGGGAGAACCUGGAAAUUGUGAACAAGGAGAUGCUUGCACAUAUUGUCAUACCCGUACAGAGCAACAAUUUCAUCCUGAAAUUUACAAAUCAACUAAAUGCAAUGAUGUACAACAGGCUGGUUAUUGUCCACGUGGAGUCUUCUGUGCAUUUGCGCAUGUUGACCGUGAGUGUACCCUCAUCAAUCUAUUGCCAACAGAAGAAAUGAGUCUGGCGAGGGACAUGGCGGUACCCAUAGAUUGCGGCACAAAUUUAGCAGAUAUACUCAAUAAUGCUUUACCACCUGAUAAGCGCAGUCAUGACAAGGAUAAACCUCUUAGUGAUAGCAGUAAUGGAAGUGGUGAAGUAUCUGAAUCUGCGAGUACUAGUAGUCUUGGUAGCAAUAGCUCACAUAGUAAAGCUCCUGGUGCUCAACUUCAUAAUUCCAGUUCUAACAAUGCUGUGAAUGUUUCUGCCCAACAGAAACUUACUAGUAUACUUUACAAUCCUGGUUCUCUUUUACAAGCUGGUGAAAUAAGGAAACAAAUGGUGGCUAUAGACAGUGAUCCAUUAUUAACAAAAGCUGAAAAGGCUCAACAAAAACAAAGUCUGUUUAUCACUUAUAAUUUAAAUGGAACCUUAGGAAGUCAUUCAUUGGCAACAACCGUAUCACCAUUAUCUAAUUCAUUUUAUCCAAACGACACUGUUGAAUCUGUAGUAGGAAACGCAUUAGAUGAAUUACAUUUAGACGAUCCACUAAAUUUAGUAGAAUCGAUUCAUAGGGAUACUAAUUCUCCAAUUAGUAAUUCCAUAUCAGCGGGUUUAGCAAGUUCAGGAUUACUGGGUAGUUCAGCCCCAGUAAAUAUUCCUGGAAUGACAGAACGAUCUGUUCUGACAAAUUUCUCUCCAUCUACUUCAAGUCCUCUUCAACAAUUACAAUCAGCCGGUUUCCUUACUGGGCACAGAUUUUCACAUCAAGAUUCCAUAGAUACGACAAUGCCAUUUAUGAAUCAAGUUUCAGACCCAUUUAGCAAUCAUAUGUCUCAACUUAGUAGUUCAGCUUCUAAGCUUAGUGGAUUUAAUAGUAGCCUAUUUGACUUUGCAAACCAAGGAAUGUCACCAUCUCGUACACAACCUCUCCCAGCAUCUCCACUGGUUAGUGCAUUCUCCAUUAGUCCAAGUAACACAGGAUCUUUAUCUGAGGUACAGAGACUCAGAGAAGAAUUGACUUCAAGUCGUGCCCAAUUGGCAACAUGGGAUGAACGAAUUAAUCAAGCCAGAGCAGCUUGUGCAGCAUGGCAGUUAGAAAGUGAAGAAGCUAAAAGAAAAGCAAAUAUUGCUGAACAACAAAGAGAUGAGGCUUUAUUGCAAGUAAAAGCAUUACGUGUUGAAAAUGAAGCAGCCAGUGGUGGUCCAUAUCUGCAUACAUUGAGAAGAACUAGCGAACUCAGAUCACUUUCAAUAGCAACAUUAAAAUCAAUUCAAUCGCAACUUCGUUCGGAUCUUGAAGAAAUAGAUAAGGUGCUGUACAGAGAAACGGCAGCGAAGUGCAUGGUUUGUGAAGAACAAAAUCGCACUGUAACUCUUGCUUGUAAUCACUACGUGGUAUGCUCAACGUGCGCUCCAAAUCAGCGUGAGUGCCCGUAUUGCCAGACACCGGUUGUCUCUACAAGUUAGGUCCGAAAUUUUCAUUGGAAUCCCAUUGUUAAUAUUUGCACUUUUUGCUUGUAAAACGUAUUUCUUAAGAAUAUCAUAAAUAGUAUAUCAAAAUUUAAUACUUCAAUUGGAUACAAUGAAAAAGCAAAUACAUGCUUUACACUGUUAUAAUACUUACUUAUGAAAACUAUAAUAUCACAGUAAUAAUUGAUGCAACGUACAUAGUUUUUUUAUCUUACCAAAGUAAAAGUUGAUAUUGCAUGCACAAAAUAUUCCAUGUACAAUAUAUGCAUGGGAAUUGUAGUUACAUGAUAUAUUUUUUAAACUAUGACAUUGACAGUACACUUCUCGUUUAUUAUUACAUUUUCUUUAAAAGGUAUAGAAAUUUUUUCAUUCAAAAGACAGUCUAAUAUAUAUUAUACUAGCAGUAUGCUAGAUGUAGUUGAGAUUUGUAACACAAGUAUAUGUAAUAGUUACAGAACAUUUAAUAUUGAAACAUUGUAAUCACGAUAAUGGACAAAGAUUUGGGACCCUAAAAAUAUAUAUUUGUUUAAAAAAAAUAAUAUAAAACUAAGCGCAACAAAUAUAUCCCAUUUAGGAUAUCAAUGGAAGGAUUCUUUUCUUAAUGCUGAGCUGUUAUACGUAUGUCGUACAAAAUAAUACUUCUAUUGUAUUUUAAAGUAUGUAUCUAGGAUUUUUCAAUUGACCUGUACUGAUUAUAAUAUUACAAGUAUUAACAAAUUUUAUAUUUUUGGUUGAGGAAGUAUCGAUGAUAAAUGUUAUAUUAGAGUCACAUAAUAUGUAGAUUUUUACAUAUAGAAAAUAAUACAAUUUCUUACAACAAUAAAAAAGUAAAAAUAGGGCUUUAAAUAUUUAUCUAAAAAAGUACAAGUUAUAAAUGUUUUGCUA